AACAUGGCGGCGCCCAGGAGGAGUUGAGUUUCAGUCACUCGGUUCAGCUGAGCGGAGAUUUUGAAGAGACUGAGCCUGUAGUGAUGGAUGGCAGAGAGUUCCUAGCCUCUCUUGUGGCUGGUGGCAUAGCAGGGAUGUGUGUGGAUUUGACACUCUUCCCACUGGACACCAUGAAAACCAGACUACAGAGUCCUCAGGGGUUCUACAAUGCUGGAGGGUUUCGUGGGAUUUAUGCUGGUGUUCCAUCUACCGCCUUAGGAUCUUUUCCCAAUGCUGCUCUUUUCUUUGUUACCUAUGAGUAUACGAAAUCUGUGCUGGACUCCUGUGUGUCUACAAAAAAGGCUCCGCUUGUUCACAUGGUUGCUGCUUCUCUUGGAGAGAUGGUUGCAUGUCUGAUAAGGGUUCCUUCGGAAGUUGUGAAACAACGAGCCCAAGCUUACCCCUCACUGGGCACUUAUAAGGUGUUCGUUGACACUAUAAGGCAUGAGGGCAUCCUAGGACUCUACAGGGGCUAUGGAAGUACAGUGAAACGAGAGAUUCCCUUUUCUCUGGUCCAGUUUCCCACGUGGGAGCUUCUGAAGGCCGUGUGGUCAUGGAAGCAAAAUCAUGCGGUUGAUUCUUGGCAGGCUGCAGUCUGUGGAGCAUUUGCAGGUGCACUUGCAGCUGUAGUCACCACCCCUCUCGAUGUAGCAAAGACGAGAAUCAUGCUGGCAAAGACAGGUACCACCACUGCCAGUGGAAAGGUGUUACCAGUCUUAAGCAACAUCUGGAAGAUGCAAGGAAUUUCUGGGGAGUGGUUGAGGCAGAGACCAUUGCAUCUUUUAAGAGAAGAUUGAAUAUCUGAAGUGGAGGAAGAUACAGGGCUGAGGAGAGCAUGAGACAUUGGGAUUAGUUUUGAACUGCUCUAUCAAGGAGCUGGCAAAGAUACAAUGGGAUAAAUGGUCUCUAUCUGUACUGUAAACUUCUGUGGUUCUGAUUUUCUUUUAUUGCACCUAUUUUUGAUUUAGUCACACAUUAUGGUAUGCCAUGUAAAUGUGCAGGAAGAACUUAAUAUUCUGAAGUGCUUUGCAACAAAGCUUGGAAUAUUCUGAAGAAAAUUAUGUGUAACAUUUGCAAUUUUAACAGAUUUAACUGUCAGUCUGUUUGACAGUAUGGCCAGUACACGCCUAGUACAAAUCGCCGUGCUUUAAAGUUAUAAUUACAGUAAUGAGCUGAAUCACUGUCCAGUAAAACCAUAAACUGUUUCCAUCUGUCAGCUGUAAGUCAGUUCUAGAAAACCAAAAUAACCUGGAAAACAAGCAAC
Molecule: messenger RNA, 1303 nt
Organism: Carcharodon carcharias (great white shark)
Lineage: Eukaryota; Metazoa; Chordata; Chondrichthyes; Lamniformes; Lamnidae
Gene: slc25a26
Product: solute carrier family 25 member 26
Exons: 10
Coding region: 84-836 (250 amino acids)
Biological process (GO): transmembrane transport
Cellular component (GO): mitochondrial inner membrane
Molecular function (GO): S-adenosyl-L-methionine transmembrane transporter activity
Source: RefSeq, a predicted model, not a curated record